Copidosoma floridanum is the source of this 1097-nucleotide messenger RNA. RefSeq names its product translocase of outer mitochondrial membrane 22 homolog mge (gene mge). Gene Ontology annotation, biological process: intracellular protein transport. The record is from RefSeq and is a predicted model, not a curated record. Gene Ontology annotation, cellular component: mitochondrial outer membrane. NCBI's taxonomy places the organism in Eukaryota, Metazoa, Arthropoda, Insecta, Hymenoptera, Encyrtidae.
UGUUUCUCACCUUGGUAGCGGCGUCCAGUGGAGACGCGGACGUGUCGCUGAUGGUAACAGGCCGCUGCAAAGUAGCGCAGGUAGUCCGAAUAAUGCAACGGAGUAAUAAUCGAGGAGGCGAAGGUGCAUGGAUGCAGCGAACAAGGUAUUAAGUAUAUUUGGCAGAAAAGGAGCGGUACGGAUUAUAUGUGGCCCAGAAACACGGCAAUCCCCCGCACCACCAGGACGAGCAAAAAAAAUCAAGCAAUCUAACCCACGACGCCCGAGACAUCGUUUGUUCAUCACACGCUCCGGGAGCAUUUAUGGCCACCAUCACCGAGGAGCCCGAGCUAAUCGAGCAACAGUUGGACAGCGGCAUGGGUAGCAGCGAUGCACGAUCACCAGAGGUUAAGUGCCUGCUACCAGAAGAGGACGAAGCCGAUGAAGAGGACGAGACUGUUUUGGAGAGGCUUGUUGGACUCACUGAAAUGUUCCCGGAUGGAGUCAGGAAUUUCAGCUGUCGCGCGGCAGGCUUCAUGAAAAAUUUCGUGAAAGGCUUUUAUUCUUUUUCGUGUAAUACGACGUGGAUAUUCUUCAGUUCUUCAGCAAUUUUGAUUGCUCCUUUAAUUUUUGAAAUUGAAAGAGCACAAAUGGAAGAAGCACAACGCCUCCAACAGAAACAAGUGUUAUUUGGACCAAAUACACCAAUGCCAGGUGGUGAUGCUGGUGGUUUCCCAAUGCCUCCUCCAAUUCAGAGAUAAUUUGACGUUAUUACAAAAAACUUGAAAAAGUUAUUUCACAAAACACUGGAUUGUCAUAAUAAAACGGUUAAACUUUUUCUUCUUCACGCAUAUAUUACAACAAAAUGUCAUGUGAAAAAGAAUUGGAACAAAAAAAAUAACUAGUAAUAAAAAUCUGUUAAUAGUGCUGAGUUUUUAAAAAAAAUUGUGUGUAAUAUAGUAGUACGAAUGACGCUUGCAAAAAAUUUUAUGUUGUGUUUUAUACAUACACAUAUUUGUAAACUAUGAUAAUGGAGUUUGCAAAACUUUACCAUUCAGCAAGUUUAUGAUUUGCUUUGUUAAUCUUUUACAAACUGCAUCAUUCCGAAUGAUGGCAUU